Messenger RNA from Ipomoea triloba (trilobed morning glory), 2823 nucleotides. Its product is annotated as LRR receptor-like serine/threonine-protein kinase EFR. The record is from RefSeq and is a predicted model, not a curated record. The coding region runs from base 1 to 2823 and encodes 940 amino acids. Lineage: Eukaryota; Viridiplantae; Streptophyta; Magnoliopsida; Solanales; Convolvulaceae. Gene Ontology annotation, molecular function: protein binding; protein kinase activity; ATP binding. The transcript is spliced from 3 exons. Gene Ontology annotation, biological process: protein phosphorylation.
AUGAAGAUGAAUCAUGAAAAAGCCAUAUCACUCCCUAAUUUUUCAUCUUCACUUUUUACUAUCCAUCUUCUUCUUCUGUUUUGCCUAAUUUGUCUUACUCAACUUCCCACUUCAACUGUAUCAGCAGCAUUAAUUCUACGCCAUUACUCAAAUGAAACCGAUAGAAUUGCCCUUUUGGAUUUUAUGCAUCGGAUUUCUAACGAUCCACUCAACUCAUGGAAUCAUUCCCAGCAUCACUGUCGCUGGCAAGGAGUGAGCUGCGGUCGCCGCCACCAUCGAGUUGUGGCAUUGAGGCUUCCUAUGAAGGGUUUGGUCGGAACCAUAUCUCCUCACAUAGGAAACCUCACUUUCCUCAGGGACCUUAAUCUCAGUAGCAACACAUUGUCCGGUCAUAUUCCGGGACAAAUUGGUCGUUUGUUCCGACUAAGAUACCUCGACCUGUCUGCCAACACAUUGACAGGAGAAUUAGUUGCAGCCAAUCUCAGCAACUGUGUACAUCUCAGGAAAAUCAUUGUUUCCCAGAAUGGACUUUCUGGGAAGCUCCCCACAAACCUUUCCACCUUGAAGAAGUUGCAGUCCCUAGAGCUCAACAAAAAUCAAUUCACCGGUGGGAUUCCUUCGGCUUUUGGCAACUUUUCAUCCCUCCAAUUACUGUUCUUGGAAAUUAAUCAUUUGCAGGGAAGUAUACCUCGUGAGAUUACACAGUGUUGGAAUUUGAAUGUUCUUUAUCUUGGCCUCAACAACCUUACUGGUAAAUUGUCUUCUGCUUUCUUCAAUAUGACUUCCAUUAUAGAGUUUUCAAUAACAGAUAACUCACUUCAAGGGACCAUUCCAGCCAGCAUAGGAGACACCAUGCCAAAUUUGGAAGGAUUUUUUGUUAGUGGUAACAAAUUUCACGGGACUAUCCCUAUUUCAUUUCCCAAUGCCUCUAAGCUUCAAUUUCUUGAUUUAUCAGCAAACUAUUUUGUAGGUAAAGUUCCAGGUGUUAUUCCUAGUGAAAUAGGUAAUUUGCAAAAACUACAACUUUUGACUUUAGGAAAAAUACCAUCUACUCUGUAUAACCUCACCUCUUUAGCUGCACUUAGUAUUCGAGACAGCAAUUUAUAUGGCAAUAUACCUCCCGAUGUAAAAAACUUUAGGAAUUUAAAUGCAAUGCUCUUGUCAAGUAACAGACUUAGUGGCACCAUUCCUCAACAAGUUUUUGAUUUGCAAUCUUUGUCUAAGUCCCUUGACCUUUCUAAUAAUUCAUUCACUGGGCAAUUAUCUCCGGCUGUGGGCAAAUUGAAAACACUAAAUACACUAGACAUCUCUAGAAACAAAUCGUCGGGCAGAAUUCCAGAAGCGAUUGGGGAUUGCUUGAGCCUUGAAGUUCUUUAUAUGAAUGACAAUCUCUUUGAAGGAAAAAUCCCACCUUCUUUGAUUUCUCUAAAAAGUAUUACGUAUUUGGACAUCUCAAACAACAAGUUGACUGGGGAGAUACCGAGAGAACUCCAAAAGCUCCAUCUCUUACAAUAUUUAGACCUCUCUUUCAAUGAUCUCGAGGGAGAGGUACCAACAGUUGGAGUGUUUGCAGUGGCAACCAAUGUAUCAUUGCUUGGAAACAAAAAGCUAUGCGGUGGUAUACCUGAGCUAAAGCUGCCUCCAUGUCCUGCGAAGAAAACACAACAUAGAAAGCAUCCAAAGAUUAUUGUUGUUGUCUUCGCAUGUGUCAGCGUGGCUCUAAUUUUUGCAUCAUUCCUUGCUUUUCUAAUACUGCAUUAUUGCAAGAAGAAUGACAAAAGUAAGGAGUUCUCUGAGAAGUCCACCAAUUUAAAUCUUUCCAAGAUCUCUUACAGUUAUUUACACUGUGCAACUGAAGGCUUCAAUGAAACAAAUUUGAUUGGUUCUGGAAGUUUUGGCUCUGUUUACAAAGGAAGGUUUCAGCAAGGUGGGGAACAAAUAGUUGCAGUUAAGGUACUUGACCUCUGUAAGAAGGGUGCUUCAAAGAGCUUUCUUGCAGAGUGUAAAGUAUUAAGAAACAUACGACAUCGAAACCUUGUUCCAAUUUUGACAUGUUGCUCAAGCUGUGAUUUAAUGGGUAAUGAAUUCAAAGCUCUAGUUUAUGAGUUUAUGGAGAAUGGGGAUCUUGACACGUGGUUACAUCCACAUUCAGAUGGUGAAAGGACUAAUGUUUUGAGUGCUCUUCAAAGAUUAAACAUUUCAAUUGAUGUUGCUUCAGCAUUGGAUUAUCUCCACAAUGAUUGUGAACCCCCUGUUAUUCAUUGUGAUCUAAAGCCCAGUAACAUUCUUCUUGACAAAGACUUGACGGCUCAUGUUGGAGAUUUUGGGUUAUCAAGGCUUUAUUCACGUACUAUUGGAGACUCAUCAGGAAAAAGUAGUACACUCGGAUUAAAGGGGUUCAUUGGCUAUAUUGCACCAGAAUACGGGAUGGGAGCGAAUGCAACAACUUGUGGAGAUGUAUACAGUUAUGGAAUAUUUUUACUGGAAAUGUUCACUGAAAAAAGACCCACUUAUGAUUUUUCUAGUGACGGUUGUAGUAGCCUUUCUGAAUACGUUGAGACAGCAUUGCCGCAUGAAGUGAUGAAGAUUGUAGACCCAGUGCUUCUAGCAUGCCAAGAAAGCAGCAACCAUGGAAUAAGAGGGAAAGAACAGUUGAAAAAUCCUGGCAAGUUGGUGGAAAUUGAAGAGAGCAAGAUGGAUGAUUUCUUCAUCUCUGUGUUCAAAAUUGGACUGUGUUGUGCUUCUAGAUCACCAAUGGAGCGUGGAAACAUGAAAGAUGUCUGCAGAGAGUUACAUAAGAUUAGAAACGCCUUCUUUGUUUAA